AUGCCAAAGUAUUAUUGUGAAUAUUGUGAUAUAUAUCUAACACACAGUUCACCUGUUGGGAGGCGUCAACAUAUACAUGGGAGAAAACAUAUUAGUGCCAAGAUAGAAUAUUUUCAAAAUUUAUUAAGAGAAGAAGGUAUCACACCACAAAAUUUUUUAGGAUUUUUAAAUAAUAGAAAUAUAAAUAAUCCAUUAGGAAAUCCUAUGAUGAAUUAUAUGAAUACAAAUAUGUAUAUGAAGUAUAAUCCAAUGAAAAGUUAUCAUUCAUAUUCUAUGAGAAGUUCACAUCCAUAUCGUUUAAAUAUACAUAAUAAUAAAUAUUCAAGAGCUGGAUAUGUUCCACCAAGUCAUCAUAAAUAUUCUGUUAACCCAAUGCACAAUAAUUACCAUCAGGCACAUAAUAACUAUUCAUAUCCUAAUUCAAUAAAUCCAAGUAACCAAAUAAAUUAUUCAAAUAAUUACGGAUCCAAUAAUUUCAACAAUUCAAAUGAAUUUAAUAAAAAUAUGAAUGAAAAAGAUAAUAUAAAUAAUAAUGAUAUACACGAUAAUAAAGUAAAAACAGAUGAAAAUGACCCUAUAAAUAAUGAUAAUCUUAAUAACACAAGGAAUUUUUCAUAUGAAGAAAAUCAUUAUUCAACUGAUCAUAAGAAGCCAACUUUUUUAAACCCUGAAAAUUCAAAGGAACAUAUUGAAAGUGAUAUAUCUUGA
This is a messenger RNA of Plasmodium reichenowi, 708 nucleotides long. Its product is annotated as RNA-binding protein (U1 snRNP-like), putative. NCBI's taxonomy places the organism in Eukaryota, Apicomplexa, Aconoidasida, Haemosporida, Plasmodiidae. The transcript has a single exon. The coding region runs from base 1 to 708 and encodes 235 amino acids. Gene Ontology annotation, molecular function: pre-mRNA 5'-splice site binding; zinc ion binding. The record is from RefSeq and is a predicted model, not a curated record. Gene Ontology annotation, biological process: spliceosomal snRNP assembly; mRNA 5'-splice site recognition; mRNA splicing, via spliceosome. Gene Ontology annotation, cellular component: nucleus; U1 snRNP.